GUUCGCGCCUCGUGGAGUUCAUAAAAAUCGGUUCAGCGAAAUUGGAUAUCCUGGCCGCGGAGUUUUCUAUUUAUUCGCGAAAUUCAGAAGGUAAACCACAUCAUGGAGCAAGGAAAACCUCUGAAAAACCCCAUUGAUCUGCGGGAGCUCCUGAACGGCGGGACCGGAUUCUCGUUGGAUGCCGAUUUUAAGAGCGAACACGUGGGGAACGAGUUCUUCCUGGAGGACGAUUUUGGCAGCGAAGACGAGGAUGAGGAUUCCCACAAGCAGAUGAUGUCCCCGUGGACCCAAAGUUUCGAUGAGCUCCGCCAACAGAUGGAACCGGUCGCGGAACACAUCCACAAGCGCAUCAUGAAGCGAGGCGUUGGUGAACCGGUCCGGGGUAACGUGCGCGUCACCCUAGACUACAAUGCAUUUUUCGAGAAAGAACCAACCACCUUCGACUCGACGACGCUACGGAAUGCUCCGUAUUCGUUCACCGUGGGCAAGGAUUCGAUUUUGGAGGGCCUGGAAAAGGCAGUGCUGACGAUGUGCGUCAGUGAAGAGGCUCAGUUCGUGAUCGGAUACCCGCUACUGUUCGGUGAGGUAGGGUGCAUGCCACGGAUUCCACCGAAGGCGGACGCUUUAUUUGUGGUGCGACUGCACAAAUGCGUUGACGUUGGUGAUGCGAGCGCCCUGCAGACUCUGGAAGACAGCGAACGUCGCACAUACGCGCUGGUGAAGAAGCGUGUAGUCGAAAUACGGGCGUACGCCAAGAAUUGCUUCCAGCGCAACAUGAUACAAAAUGCCAUCCACAAGUAUCUGGAAGCGGUCGAUACGCUACAGCUGUGCGAUUUGAAAGAUGCAGCGGAAACAAACGAGCAACAGGAAACGCUCAUAUCUCUCUACACCAGCCUAGCCGUUUGCUACAACCGGAAGGAUCAGCCAAAGGAUGCUUGCCGGAUGAUUAAUGAGCUCAGGCGACUUUGCGAUAUCAACCUGUAUGCUAAGAUCCUGUACCAGGAAGGCAAAGCACUUCAUCGGUUGGGUGAAUUCAAGCGUGCGCGUCAAGUUUUGGUACGAGCCCAGCAGCUAGAACCACGGGAUGAAAACAUCCAGCGGGAGCUGAGGUCCCUUCUCGAGAGCACCGAGAAAUUCACGGAAGAAGAGCGCAACAUCUGUCGCCGCGCGUUCGGCAUGAAGGACACUCAGAAGAAGAGUGUGACCGCGGAGCAGCAAGCUUUCGCGCAGAUGGUUAAAGAAUCUAUGAAGCAUUUUAUGGAAGAUGACCAAAGCACGACGCUCCCCCUACCCGAUGGCCUGACCGAUGCGGAAGUCAACGUGCUGCAGGAGGUGGCCGACGAGAUGAAGGUGAAGCUGUCGGUGCAAGUCGAUAACAACAAAAAAAAUUACAAAUUUCAAAAGUGACCGGCUGCUUGGCAUUCGGUCGCUCUGAUCCACUUAUUUUCAUCGCUAUGAUAUUUUCUCCAAACUUCCGUUAGUAGCUUAAGAAAAUCAAAAACCGAAAACAGAAUUAUUUUAAUGAAUUAAAGGACAUGUUCCUGUAUGCAU
Anopheles darlingi is the source of this 1551-nucleotide messenger RNA. RefSeq names its product inactive peptidyl-prolyl cis-trans isomerase shutdown-like. The record is from RefSeq and is a predicted model, not a curated record. Bases 103 to 1407 code for a protein of 434 amino acids. Lineage: Eukaryota; Metazoa; Arthropoda; Insecta; Diptera; Culicidae. The transcript is spliced from 2 exons. Gene Ontology annotation, molecular function: peptidyl-prolyl cis-trans isomerase activity; protein binding.